This is a messenger RNA of Medioppia subpectinata, 922 nucleotides long. Lineage: Eukaryota; Metazoa; Arthropoda; Arachnida; Sarcoptiformes; Oppiidae. The record is from the annotation of a GenBank genome assembly.
GGAGUCAAUAUAUAAAGACAAUUCUGGUAAAAAGUAUAAGAUUCCCGAGUCUUGCAUUUGGACAAUGAAACAGUGUUGGGCUGAGACUCCCGAAGAAAGGCCCGACUUUAAGACAAUCCGAAAUCGCUUGAGACCAAUGAGAAAAGGGCUUAAAAAUAAUAUAUUGGAUAAUAUGCUGGAUAUGAUGGAGAGAUACACGACUAACUUAGAGGCAACCGUUGAUGAAAGGACUGAACAAUUGGUUCAGGAAAAGAAGAAAACCGAUGCCUUACUCUAUAAGAUGUUACCGACUUCUGUGGCCGAUUCCCUCCGCAGAGGACAGUCUGUUGAGGCGGAAUCUUUCGAUGCCGUCACUGUCUUCUUCAGUGACAUCGUUGGCUUCACUAAACUGUCGUCUCAAAGCACUCCUCUUCAGGGUUGUUUCUGGUCUUCCCAUNUUCCCAUUAGGAAUGAAGACAGACACGCAUCAGAGAUCGCUUCUAUGGCUCUCAACCUAUUGGAUGAGAUCAAGAAUUUUAAGAUAAGACAUAUGCCUAACGAAAAGUUUAUGAUGAGAAUUGGCAUUCAUUCCGGACCCGUCUGUGCGGGAGUUGUGGGCAUAAAAAUGCCCCGAUAUUGCCUUUUUGGUGAUACAGUGAACACUGCAUCCAGACUUGAAUCGACCAGCGAACCGCUGAAAAUUCACUGCUCGGAACAAUUCAAGGAAAUAUUGGACCGUUUGGGCGGUUAUCUGCUCUUUGAAAGGGGAAUCGUAUCACUGAAAGGGAAGUGCGAACCCAUGAGAACCUAUUGGUUGGUCGGAGAGAGUGAACAGAGAAAGACGCGACGAAAAUAUAUAACACAUUCCGAUCGCAACCGGAAUUCAUUGACAGAAAUAUUAUUUUCGCAAAAAUUAAAAUCUAGUCAAACGCCAGAACUGAAG